AUGGUCGCUCCUCCUAGUUCCUAUGGGCUACCGGCUCUGUUGUCGGCCCUGCUGUCACUUUCCACCACCGCCAUCGCGACAAUCACCUCGAAGGGUCAGACCGUGGAGCUCAAUGGAAACAACUAUUAUAUUCCUCCUACAGUAGUAGCUACCCUGAAAGCCGAUUCGCACGUGUUCAGCAAACUCAAUGGCUUGCAGCCUCUGACGGUCAUUCGGAGCGAUGCCGUGAAGCUGACAAGCUCGAUCCUUGAUUCCUUGGUAAGCAGCUACGAGUCUGCUGACGAUGUCUUCAACACUGGCUUCCUCGACAACAUCUACGUCCAGUAUAACGGUACCUCCAAGCGUCCCUCGGAGAAUGUGUCAACCCAUUCCUCGUGGGGCCCUAAAAUCUUGGGGUAUGCAUCUGCAUAUGAUACCAAGAAAUCAAAGACAUUGACCUCUUCAUCGCCCCUGCCUGCUGGUCCAUAUUUCUUGGAUCCAUCCAGUGGAGCCGUUUUUGAAGCUUAUCGGUUGUAUUCCGAUGUUAUGGGCUCUUUCACCCAGGGAUUGGUCUCUGUUGGUGAUAAUACAUAUGAUGUUUUGCCGGCAAGCUUGCAGGGCUAUGCGUCGUUGACCAUUGGUGUUCCUUCGCGGCUGUAUUAUACCAAGACAGCCGAUAAGCCUUUGGCUGGUGUUCGUCUGGGUGUUAAAGAUAUUUAUGAUAUCAAGGGCGUCAAAACCGGCUGUGGCAACCGCGCUUACUAUGAAACGUACCCAGCCGCUAACGCUACUGGCCCUGCAGUUCAAUCCCUCAUUGAUGCGGGCGCCAUCAUCGUCGGAAAGAUGAAGACCAGUCAGUUUGCCAACGGUGAGAGCGCCACUGAUGAUUGGGUCGACUACCACUCCCCCUUCAACGCCCGCGGUGACGGAUACCAAGAUCCUAGCUCAUCUUCGUCCGGUCCUGGUUCCGGUAUUGGAUCUUAUGACUGGUUGGAUUUGGCAAUUGGAAGUGAUACCGGAGGCUCAAUUCGCAACCCUUCACAGGUGAAUGGAUGCUUCGGCAACAGACCCUCGUGGAACUUGGUCUCCUUGGAUAAUGUUAUGCCCAUGUCCCCGCUUUUGGACACCGCCGGAUUCUUGACAAGAGAUGUGCAGCUGUGGCGCACUGCUGCGGAGGUGAUGUACAAGGAUGCAGGCCUGAAGUCCUACACCAAGUACCCAAAGUCUAUCAAGACGAUCCAGUUCCCAACUAAUGCAUCGACCCUAGCUGAGGGCCUUUUGAUUGAUUUCGUCGACAAGCUGUCGUCCUUCUUGGGUGGUGCGAAUGUUUCUGCAUUUGAUUACGAUGCUCUCUGGGAAUCCACUAAGCCUUCGACUGUUGCCGCCAAUGCGACCCUCGACACCAUGUUGCCUCUCACUUACCCUAUCCUCAUUUCGAAGCAGCAGUAUCCCCUCAUUGGCGCACCGCUGUAUGCAGACUACGCGGCUGCCAAUGGAGGUCGCAAGCCCUUUAUCAACCCCGUGCCUCUGUCCCGUUGGAAUUGGGGACUUGGAUACCCGGACUCGCAACUGGAGACCGAAAUUGAGCACAAGAACAUAUUCACCACCUGGUGGAACACAACUGCCCAGGUAUUCGACGAGGAGACUUGCUCAGACAGCCUGAUUCUUUACAUUGGAGCGGAAGCGACACCAACCUACCGCAAUGUUUACCGGAGCAUGCCAGGUGUCCCGGCAGGAUUCGGUACAUCUCGUAUCGCCAACUUCGCUGGUGUGCCCGAUAUGGUCGUUCCAAUCGGCCAAGCGCUGUACAACUCCACCAUUACCCUGAAGCAGGAAUAUCUGCCUGUCGCGGUGGAUUUCCUCGCACCUCACGGCUGUGAUCUGAUGGUCUUCAACCUGAUCAAUGAGUUGGUGGAAGCUGGUAUCGUGAAGCAGCCUGGCACUGGAUCCACUUUGUAUGGAGACGAGGUGACUUACUAUUGA
Penicillium roqueforti is the source of this 1962-nucleotide messenger RNA. RefSeq lists its product as uncharacterized. The record is from RefSeq and is a predicted model, not a curated record. The transcript has 4 exons. NCBI's taxonomy places the organism in Eukaryota, Fungi, Ascomycota, Eurotiomycetes, Eurotiales, Aspergillaceae. Bases 1 to 1962 code for a protein of 653 amino acids.